Messenger RNA from Miniopterus natalensis, 1502 nucleotides. RefSeq names its product signal recognition particle 9 (gene SRP9). Gene Ontology annotation, molecular function: 7S RNA binding. Lineage: Eukaryota; Metazoa; Chordata; Mammalia; Chiroptera; Miniopteridae. Gene Ontology annotation, biological process: negative regulation of translational elongation; SRP-dependent cotranslational protein targeting to membrane. The record is from RefSeq and is a predicted model, not a curated record. Gene Ontology annotation, cellular component: signal recognition particle, endoplasmic reticulum targeting.
UGGGACGUAGGCGGGUAGGUGGGCCGGGUGGCGCCGCCUCGGGUCCCGGCCUCGCCUGCCUCUCCGGUUCCGCUGCGGGCGCACGAUGCCGCAGUACCAGACCUGGGAGGAGUUCAGCCGCGCGGCUGAGAAACUCUACCUCGCCGACCCUAUGAAGGCACGUGUGGUUCUCAAAUAUAGGCAUUCUGAUGGGAGUUUGUGUAUGAAAGUAACAGAUGACUUAGUUUGUUUGGUGUAUAGAACAGACCAAGCUCAGGAUGUAAAGAAGAUUGAGAAAUUCCACAGUCAACUGAUGCGACUUAUGGUAGCCAAGGAAUCCCGCACUGUUGCCAUGGAAACGGACUGAAUGGUUUGAAAUGACUCUUUGCCCAGUUCUUAGGAAGUAAAUAACUUGAAUUUGAGGAAGUGUUGGAACAGAAAAAACUUAAUGUAACUAAGUAGGCUAUUCAGAAGCUGAGAGAUCAUUUUUUAUUUUGUUUCUUAAUGUUUACUUUAGAGAGCUAGGAAUGUAAAUGCUUUCAGUUAGAAUGCCUUUAUUUAUUUUUGGAAAUGGAACAAGAAAUGAGUCUAUCUUGGGAACUUUCUACAGAUUAUUUGAUGCUGGGAAAAAUAUACAUUUCUUUUGGUAAGUUUAUAUCAAUAAUUUGAAAAUGCAGUAUCAAGAAAAGCUUAUUCUUCCUUAAGUUUAGUUUGUCUUUCAAAGAAAUUAAAUGUAACCAUUUUGCUGGAUUGCUAGAUUUCUUUUGGGACAUGACAUUUGUGCAGUUGACCAAUAAAUAUAAAAUAUGGUAACUAGAAUUAACUAUGUACAGUAGUAUAGUCUCAAUUAUAUCUAAAAGUAAUUAUGAAAACAAGUAUGCUUUAUCUUGAACUUUCCAAAUUUAAACUAUAUUUUUGAAUAUAAGGGAUUCAUAGUAUUACUAGCUUGUUGAGCAGACUUUGAAUCUAGUUUUCAGUGGUCAAAACACAUGAACAGAAUGACCACUGAUCGCCUGAAGCCACCAUGUUACAGGACAUUUCUCACAUAUUUCCCAUGUAGAGUUUCUCAGAAGAGCUAAGGAUUAUGUGAACUGUUAAAUCUUUGCAUACCUCUUUGACACCCCUGCCCAUAUCUCUCUUUAUUUAACCAAGGUGUUAAGUGUGACUAUCACAACUGUUGUUUCCAUUAAACCAGAAAAAUGAUAUUAUUUGAUAUUUAUCUUGUAUUUGUAACCUGAAUUUUACCACCUAAUGUAAUGUUCACAUGUUGAUUCCUACAUUAAAAUAUUUGUUAGGAAUUUGUCGUGUUGAGCAGCAUUUUAAUAUGGAAAGUUCCAUUAGCCAUAUGAAUUUUGAGAUGUUUCAGAGAUCAGUAAAUAAAAUAUUACAUGAAUAUAUAUUGUUUCUCUUAAAGUUUUUAACUUCACAAGAAUUACUGAUUUCUUGACUGGCAUAUACUGUAUUCAUAUAUUCUAAAGUGAGCCUAAUGAUACUGUAAAUAAAUUUUGUUUCUUAGCACUUUA